UGUUCUUUCUCUUUUGUCGGCUUUCACUAACGUUUAUAAAGUACGUUGUGUUUAGUUAGUAAGUGUAGUACCUUUUUUUUUUGGGCGAGGACCGAACCUCAUUCUCCGGUUUCCGCCUAGGGGGCGGUUGAGAAUAUUAACGGACUACAGUGUGCUUAGUGCGAGUUUUGUAACGUUCUCGAUAGCGUAAAAGUUAACCCAAUUUUGUAUGCAGUUGAAACAGCGCCCCUAGCGGCAAACGUAGGCAAACGAUCCCGUUCCAUACAAAUAUGAGCUAACUUUUACGCUAUCGAGAACGUUAAAAAACUCGCACUAAGCGCACCGUUGUUUUUAGGGUAAGGCCCUAAAACAUCUCAACAUCAGUGCGCUUAGUGCAACAUCCCACUGAACGAAUCCGUCUGAACUCUUUCACCUGACGCAGUGGCGCUGUCGGGAACAGUCUGUAAAGGAAACAAUUGAGACUUUGACCAGUUUUUGUUUGUUUUUUUUUUGUUGCCCGUGUAGGCACACGAAGCAUACAGCCCACCUGACCCACGGCCCACCAAGCCGCUGUCUACCUUUUAAUACUCUCCACAAGCCUCGUUUGAAGAAGGACAAGUCAUAGCGCUCGGGAAACACAGUGAAGGGGAGCUCAUUCCCGGAUGGUACGUGACAAAAAAGAUCUCUGGAAACGCACUGUAGAUGAACGCAGUUGUUGAACUCUGCUCCAGUGGUGGGCGGUGCGAUGGUACGAGAUGAUGGUGUCAUCUCGAACAAUUCCUCAGAGUACUCCCCGUGGAACAUAAAGUACAAAAUAUAAAAGGAACUGAAGUCCCUCCGCAGACUCGGGGUUCCAAACGACCCAAACGAUGUUUCGAGAUAGGUUGCCUUUGGGAUCGGGUAAUACCAAUUUAGUUCGGAAAAUUAAUAAUAUUCAAUCAGCCUACACAAAAUGAAUAACUAAACGAAGCCUUAAUGGAAAACAUAAACGAAUAUUUACUUGGAAGUUUAAUUAUCAAACUAAUGCUUGUUAACAAAACAGUCUGUGGAAUAACAAUGCUCUAGCAUGAAUGUUUGAAAUGUUUCAUAGUGAUGAUUUUUGAAGGUUUUUCUUUUUUAAGAAAAAAUCUGUCAGCUUAGUCAUUUAUCAUAGAUUAUAUUCGACACAAUUUUCCAUCGCUAGUUUAUUUUCCGAUUGAAGUUUUCUCGACGCGACGGUCUAGUGGAAAAUCUAAAACGAACCCUAUAUUAUAUCAACCACGAUGUUGCGUGUUAUAAUAUACAAAGAAUAAUUUAAGACUCAGCAUUAUUUAAGUUACAGAUUUUUAAAAACCUAGAAAUGUAAUUAAGUUUAUAAUCUAUGUUAGUACGUAUUACGAGGCAUUUGCAAAUUGUUCGUGUGCCAUUAAAAAAUGUAACUGUCACAACAAACGCACAUGAGUUUAAGUGUUCUAUGAUGGUUCUAUGUGAUUGAAAGAAAUUUAUAUUUCAUUAAUUAUAAAUGAAAGACAUAUGUAACUAGUUAUAAAAUAUGGGUAAACGUAAAUAUGAAAAUGAUAAAAAUACAUCCCAACAAAAUGACGACUUAACUACCGCGGAAAUCGAAGUAAAUAAGGGCGAAAAUGAACAAACUCACAACGAAGACAAAAACACACAGAUUCCAUCGAAACGGAAUAGAGUUGGAGGAUUCGACGUUAAACAUUUCAGAAAAGAACUUACCGCGAAACUAGGACAUAGUACGGCUCUAACUCAGUUCUUGCAAGUCUGCUUGAACCCCGAUAAUGAAGUUGACUACCUACUGGAAUACCUUAAGGCUGGUGGUAAUUCCCACGAAAUUCUGCGGCAGAUCACUCAGGAUAACAAAAAGAACCUCUCAUUGGCCACACCAGUCUUCCAUCUAUUUCACCUUAUCAUUCUCAAAGUACAAUCAUCAUUGCCACACAUGAUCUCUAUCACAGAAGAAGCCUGUCGAUAUUUUCUUAACACCUUCAUGUCAACGGUUGAGAUCAUGAUCAGUGAGAAUUCUGGUCCUCGGCAUCGAAAGAUAGUACUGAAGCUAUUAACAUCAAUGGUGACUUUAAAUCCAGAUUUAGGAAUUGAAGUAUUAAAUCAAGCUCCACUGACACCUAAGCAUUUACAGCACAUAGUUGACAAGUCUAAUUAUAAAGAAAAAGACAAUGUUAGAACUUCAUUCCUACAUUUGGUGACGUCAUUCCUAGUCGAUGGACAUUUGUUAUUAACUAAGGCAUUGUUAGAAAAACAAGGCCUUUUAGGUAUGGUUAUACCUGGCUUAGUGCAUGAUGAACCAGAGGCAGUGCUAAUGUUCCUAAAUAUUCUCAAAAAGAAUGUAAUAUACAAUAGCUUUAUAUCUAAAAGCUUGAAACUAAAGACUUUCAGCCAUCAAGUCCUCCAUAAUAUGUUCAAAGUCUUUAGUUGGAAAGGACCUCCAGAAUUAAGUAAUACAGUUAAAAAUGAAGUACGGAGUGAAAUUAUUAGUCUGCUUUCAGAUCUAAUACUGACUUUGUUCACUUCACAUCGUUUUGGCUUGUAUUUCAUUGAUACAUCACUAGGCACAGCCGAAGCCAACAAGAAUCAGAAUCUGUACAAAGCAUUGCUCUCAUUAAAAAGACCUUGGGAGAAUGAAGAUGAGGGCAAUGUUAUUUUAGAUAUUGUUACCAGGUGUCCAGAUUUGCACAGAGCCAUUGUUAAUAUUAUUGAACAAAGUUUCGAACCCCAGCAUUCGCCACUAUGGGAAAGAACUUUGAAUUUCACUAUUAAAUUGUUAAAUAGACUGAACCCCGAAGAAAUGGUCCCUAGAAUGAAUAACCUAAACAAUAGUCAGGUUGCAAAUUUUGUACGUUUUGUUACUCUGCCUGUACCACUACUGAAGUUUAUACAAAUAAAUCUAGGAAAAGACCACACUGUGUCCAUAUACUGUGUGAAAGUUUUAGUAAAAAUGUUACAAACUUUAAAACGCUAUGUACAAAUCUUGGAAUUAAGGAGUCCAUCUCAAGUCAUUGAUUUGAAAAACAAGUUAGAAUAUUUCUUUCCGAAGCAUUUGCCUGUGCCUGGGGUGAUCGUAAAAAUCAUUGAUGAUGUAAUAAAUGAUCAAAACGAUAUUGAAAAAACGCAAGAUUAUAAGCUGCCCAAGAUCAGUGAUGUUGAUGCCUUAAUAUUUCUUAUAGAUUUACUUCUAUGUUAUAAUGACAUACAUCCAACAUUUUUUGAAACCAUUGAGGGCACUAUAGAUAUGAACAAGAUACUAGAUUAUUCCACCGAACUUCAUGAAGAUACUGCACUACUAAAGUUCAAAGUCGUAUCGCUAUGGCUAACUUUAGAUAAUUCUGCUAUUUCAUUGAAAAAUCCAAUGUUUAAAGACUUGUUCUUAAUAAUGCUUGGUGUAUUUAUGAGCGAUAGCAAUACUUGGAUUGAAGCAAAAGAUACACUGAAAAUGUUUUUAAAGAAUACUGCGAUAUUUGAAGCAGACGAAGAUGAAAUUCAUAUAUUACUUUACACUCUUCGCCAUGCAAGAGUCAACCCUCCAUCUUUAAUUGGGGAUAUCAUAGAAUAUGUUCUCGAAAAACUAACUGAUCUAACAGAGUAUGUUAGGAAUCAACUUGUCCAUUUUGAGAUCUGCGAUGAAAACAGUGCAGGUAGCUUAGAAAAACUGUUUAAUGAUUUGAUGCACAACCGGAAUACAGAAGACAGUGUGUUCUUAGAAAGCAAAAUUCCUUCGCCAUUUAUAGUUGGGUGUAUCCAAUACAUACAUCUGAAGAAAGAUAUUAAGAAAAAUUUAAAGCAAUUUCUAUCGCUUUAUAUCGCAAAUCUACUUCACAGUAAUUAUUCACCAGAAAUGACUGAGGUUUUGAUUGGCGAUUCUAAAUUGGAUGUCAGGCAUUACGUUGCCAGUUGGAUUGGGCAACCAGUGCCAUUACCGGAUUCAAUCUCACAGGAUAAUGUAUUAAAGUGCAUCUCAGAAUCUGUAUUUGACUGCAAUAAUGAUGUUUCUCUAAAAGAUAUUUUCACAUUUUUUGUAGAAACAGAAUGUGACGAAUAUGAUUUUAAAAUAAACAAUGUGAAUUAUAAAUUAGACAUGACUGUCAAUGUUGAUAGCUCUGAAUUAUUAAUUUGGUCCAAAUAUUUGAUUUAUUGCACAGUACGAUUGACCAAUAUAGGACAAUUGACCUCUGAGCAGCAACAGAAAAUAUCAGAUUACUUUCAAUGCAUAAUAGCUAUUGGAAGAAAACACCACAUGAUCGAUAUUUGUCGAACAAUAAUUUUGACUCUAUUCAAAAGUCCACAAGUUUUAAAAAUCUAUAAGCUAUUAGACCUGAAUAAAGGCGAAGCAAGCUUACUGGCAACGAAAUUUAUGUUAAAAAUUAUAAUGGAACACAGAGAUAUAAUAAGUUAUUUGAAUGAAAAAAAUAAGAUACUCAAGUCAUACCAGCAAAAAAACUACAAUGAAAUUGUGAAAGCCCUUGUGAAAAUUAAUAAAAGAAAGAAUAUUGUCACUGCUCAUACAAUGGACGUCUUGGAAGUUGUAGGGUUAAGUAAAGGAGACGAUAUCCGAGUACUUAACGAAAUAUUUAACAUUGGUGUUGAAUGUUUUGUGCGCGAUGACAAAGAGCCAAGUUUAGCUCUCGAACUAAUUAGAUAUAUGAUUGAAAAGUACUCCAAGAUAGUAGACAGUGACAUCGAACCAAACAUUUUGAAGAAAUGCAUGAACUUAUACAUGGAGUUAUUAACGAACAAGGAAUUAUCACCGAAUUUGAGUAAUCUUGAACUGGCAUUGAUAGAAUAUUUAAGCAACAAACCGAAUCAAGUCACGAAUUUACCCGAUGAGAUAUUUAAAAAGAUAUUUGAAAUAAAUAACUUUAGGAAGACAACUUCUGCUCUCGCUGUUAUAAUGCUAAAAUAUAAUAUUAAAUUCUGUAAGAUAUUCAAAGAAGAAAUUGUUAAACCAGAUGUUUUGGCUCAAAGAGAACUUACUUUGCCUUUAGGAACUGGACUUUUAGAACAUAAGCUAUUUUUAAAUGAAAACAAAGAUCUCUUGAAGACAAUAUACGAGGAAUACAAAUCUAACAUAGUUAAGUUUUUGGAAAAGCCCCACAAGGCUGGACAAAUAUAUGUGACGAAUUGGAUGUUCAUAAGAAAACUGAUUUUAGAGUGUAUGCAAAAGGAAGAAUGCGAAAAUUUAUUUAACAAAAUCCACAAAUUCGAAAUAUUAGAGAUCAGUCACAAUCAUUUAUUUCAGACGGUAUUUUUAAAACUAUGCAUUUCUGAAGGAACAAAAAAGAAGUCUAUAUUGAUUAAUUAUUUCCUUUCAAUGUUAAAUUUAACAAUAAUUUCUUUGAAGGAAGCGAAAGACGAAGCAGGACUAAACCAAUUAGUAAAUAAUAUAAAUACGAUUUGUGAAAUAAGCAGACACAUCGAUGAUUUUGAGGUUGAAAAUAAAGAAGAAUUCAAAAAGAUUACAGAAACAACAACCUGGCAGAACUUCUGUAAGAAUGUCUUGAAAGAUUCCCUCAAAAUUAGAACGGCCACUGAGAGUAACGCUAUAGGCGCCAAAUUAAUACUAUUAUUGACGAACUUGGUCAAACUCUUUUAUCCAAUAGACCAUGAAGACAUAACAACACUAUUCGACAUGGUCACAUCACAUUCCGAGUUCUUGAAUGUGAUGCUCAGUCAUUACAGCACGGCGAUAAAAUCAAGAUUGAUAUAUUUCUUGUACGUUUUGAUAACAAAAAAGAAAUCGGUGAUGAAAAUACAACAGAUACCGGUGUAUUUGAGUGCAUACCACGCGACAAGGUCUCCGUGUGAUAGGCUGAUUCUUAGUAUACUGAAUUAUUUCGAGAGCAACGGUCUACCUGUGAAUGAAUACAAACCUUACGUUUGGGGGGAAUCGGCUGCCAACUAUUACGCCGUGAGGAAAAACAGAUCUGCUUCCCUGUGGGCGCAUCCGACACCAAAUCAAGUAUUGAAUUUGUUCGAGAAAGAAAUUAUUGAGAGGACAAUUAAAAAAUUUCCUGUCACACAAAAAAUGGAUUAUCAUUACGAGUUGCCCUCGAAUCUGGAUGUAGACGAUGCGAAUAGUUCUGUCAGAAAUAUUAUUGACGAUUUCUUCAAGAAGACAGUUCUGGAAUCUGUCCAGAUUAAAGAUACAGAAGGAGCAGUAAAUUCUUUGUUGAUCAAAGGUAAAUUUGAGAAGCUGGUCGAAACGAUGAAGAGAAGAGACGUAGUUGCAACCUCCCAUCAGGACGACGAUGAGUCUAUAUACGACCCUCUGUUCGUAUUUCCUCUCCUGAGUCACCUCUUGGCUCCGGGUUCGGUGGCGUCUUGUUUCAAGAUGUUAAGGACCGGUUUGUUGUCAGUCCCCGUAGUGGCACUGAGCUCUCUCUGUCCGCUGACGAGGGCGGCUGCCUACCACGUGCUCCAUCGGUUCUACCUGCUCUUGGAGACUGAGACGAGACACAGGAACGACAAACUGUUUCUCAACGAUUUCAUCAACACCCUCCGGAAGAGCCUCGCCACAGCCAUCACCAGUUCCGACGAAGACUCUGAUGAGCUAAACGGCGUGAAGAACCCGAGAGUGCCGGCGGUGGACGCCCUUUAUCUGGCCAGAGGACUGAUGGUCUCCACGGCGCCUCUCGACCCGCUCUACAAACCGAUAAACAACUUCCUGAUCGCGAAACAGCUUGUAGAUUUUACUGUGGUACCGGACUUUUUAAGUCUCUUCCACGACAGCGACGUCGAGUCCGUAGAAAGGAGAGUCUGGAUCUUAGACACCAUCAUGCACGGCGUCAAGACAAUGACCGAUGUCAAUGUCAUAUUCAAAACGAUGUGCCUGAAGAUGAUCAUGGAUUUCUACACGUCCGUGUUAAGUGAGAAAAAAGUGAAAGUGAAAAUUAUAAAUGUUCUAAGUUCGAUAGUGAGUGUCCCUAAAUCGUUUGAGAUAUUAGUCGAAGGACACGGCCUAAUAUCCUGGCUGCAUUCGGUUGUGAAGACCGUGAAUAAGGAAGAUGGUGUAUUAGUGACGGCAAUAUUUGUUUUGAUUAAAAACAUGUUGUACAGUCUGAGUGUUAAUGGCUUGGUGAAAAGUCAAGCGAUGCGGAAUAAAAAUGUAAAAAUAUACGAAGUUGCGGGUAUUAAGGGAAACAGGGAGCUAGAAUUUGAAAUACUGAUCCUAGUGCAAGAUUUACUGAAAAAAAACGAUGCCCUUGAAAGGCAAGACGUAGCCGAAUAUUUGAGUUUGUACAGAAUGUUCUCGAGGAUAACUAUAAAGUUCGUUAAUAAGAAACAUGUUAUUAAUCUUGUCAAUAAAAUGAUGGAGAUCUUGAAGGAUAGUGAGAGUGUUAAAUUGUUGUCUAAAGCGUUGUUGUCGAACGAUGGUUCCGUGUUGAGAAGCAAAGUGUUCAAUGAUGCUGACGAUAGUUUGAUAAACGAUUUGUAUUACGUUGUACAAUGUUUUGUUUGUUGAUAUAUAUUAUGUAUAUUGUAUACACAGUAAUUAAGUAUAUAUAUAGUUGAAAUAAAGGUUUCUAUUCGUAAAAGUUA
This is a messenger RNA of Bombyx mori (domestic silkworm), 7533 nucleotides long. RefSeq lists its product as uncharacterized. Gene Ontology annotation, cellular component: nucleolus. The record is from RefSeq and is a predicted model, not a curated record. The transcript has 3 exons. The coding region runs from base 1511 to 7456 and encodes 1981 amino acids. NCBI's taxonomy places the organism in Eukaryota, Metazoa, Arthropoda, Insecta, Lepidoptera, Bombycidae. Gene Ontology annotation, biological process: maturation of 5.8S rRNA from tricistronic rRNA transcript (SSU-rRNA, 5.8S rRNA, LSU-rRNA); maturation of LSU-rRNA from tricistronic rRNA transcript (SSU-rRNA, 5.8S rRNA, LSU-rRNA).